GAGUUGGAAAGAUCUGUUGAUAUAGCCUCGUAUAAUCCUCAGAGAAUUUGAUUUUGGCAUCUUUGGAUUGUUUUCUUUUCCUGCAAUUCAUUUCAACUGUUAUUCAGCGGCCUUUUCCUUCCUGACAUCCAUUCAUUUACUCGUUGUUGAUACUGGUAAUAUCCCAUUUCUCAGUGAUUCACACAUCAGUACUCAAAACGAAAUUGACUUCGUCACUCAUUUAUCAUAUAAAUUUUGAAUCGCGAGUGCACAAUAGGAUAGAUAAGAAAGAAGCAUUAGGGUAUCAAAUUGCAAGACGAGAAACAAUAUGAAGAUUUCUGACUUGGGACUGGUAUGUGUAGCAUGCACAGCUACUUUGAUCCAAGCGGAAAUCUUUUCGGCGCCAAUUUACUCUGUAACAAGAAACUCAACGUACGCGCAAGCAAAAAGAGCAGCUGCAAGAGAGGAGAUAAUUGCGAGGAGUAGAACCAAUAGUCAUAGGAGGAGUGCAAUCAAAAAAGAGAGAGCAAGGGCGUCACGGCGAGUCAGACAUGAUGAAGGUGAACAGAAGAGUUUAAAAGGCCCAGUUGGUGGUGUGGAGAACGAUGAUAAAUAUUUGGCGGCUUUGGGAGAAGGUAGGUUUCUGGACGAUGCAAGAGCAAGGUACGGAAGUGGAGUGCCAGAAUGGGAUUGGAAUGAACUGGUAUAUGUUAUAGACCUGGAGGUCGGAAGCCCACCGCAGAGUUCACGAGCUCUUCUCUCCAUAUCCGAUAAUGAUAUGUUCCUACCGUCGGUUGAUUGUGUGAAUACAUGCCACUCUCAUCAACUUUACGAUCCCUCUUUGUCAAACACGAAAACAUGGAUAGGCACUCUUUUUGCUGAGGACUAUGCUAGGUGUUCUGCAUUCGGCAGCAUAGUCUCAGACAGCAUCACUUUUGCCGGUCUAACUAUUUCACAACAAUUCGGCGCUGUCGAUAGUAUAGGUCGAUUUACAGAUCCGGACUGGGGUAACUUGGAAUGGGAUGGGCUCUUUGGACUAGCUCCUUCAUCCACGCACUCUGCGCACUCAAUUCCAAAUCCAUUCCUCAAUCUUCGUUCCCAGAAACUCCUUCAAACACCGGUCUUCACUCUCCUUCUCCCACAGACUCCAGACGCACCUGGUCUUCUCACCUUCGGCACAAUAGACCACACACAAUACACUGGCCCUCUUAAGCUUCUCCCUCUCCUAAAUCACACAAUCGUUCCACAAACUCGCUCCACCAUGCUUCCAGAUCUUAUCACCGAUCGCUGGCAAAUUCCCUGCAAAUCUCUGACCAUCGCUGGCACAUCCUCCUCUUACAACCUCCGUCCAUACAUCGCCAUCCUUGAAACGUCGUAUCCAGGUAUCGGCCUCCCUUCAUCUCUCGUCACCUCCCUGCACGCUUAUCUCGGAAUGGAGUUCCGCGGCUACGAUGUCCCACCUUCCAUUCCCUGUUCCCGUCGUGAUUCCUUACCCGUUAUUACUCUACAUCUCGGGGAGCACGAAUUUCCUUUAACGGCAUAUGAAUAUACAUUGGAAGUAGAUAGAAUGGAUAUAGGAGGUCAUAGGUGCGUAUCGUUGUUUAUGGAGAUGGAAGAGGAGAUGGUAGGGGAUGUGAAAAGUAUUGUAUUAGGAAGCGGGUUUUUGAGGAAUUGGUUUGGGGUGUUUAAUUUGAAUGAGAGGGAGGUGGCUUUUGGAAAGGUGGGGGUAAUUGGGGUGGCGGAAGAGAAGUAUGAAGUCUAGAACUUAAUGAGAUUGAUGGAAUUGUAAUGUUUGGGUUCAGGAACGGAGUAAAGUGGCUGGGAGCGAAACGUCACCUACGAAGAAAUGAAGACUCCGUGGUUGCUUGGUAUAAAAGUUAUCUUUAUAACCAAGGCGUUUUUAUGAGCAUCUAAGACACUUGGAAUUUGUAUUUGAUACUUUCAUCAUAAAAUUUACAAAACUGAACAAUCAGCUGAAUGACCAUUAAGAGCA
This is a messenger RNA of Botrytis cinerea B05.10, 1972 nucleotides long. RefSeq lists its product as hypothetical. Gene Ontology annotation, molecular function: aspartic-type endopeptidase activity. The record is from RefSeq and is a predicted model, not a curated record. Gene Ontology annotation, biological process: proteolysis. Lineage: Eukaryota; Fungi; Ascomycota; Leotiomycetes; Helotiales; Sclerotiniaceae. The coding region runs from base 308 to 1741 and encodes 477 amino acids. The transcript is spliced from 2 exons.